Messenger RNA from Ylistrum balloti, 1992 nucleotides. RefSeq lists its product as uncharacterized. The record is from RefSeq and is a predicted model, not a curated record. The transcript has 13 exons. Bases 1 to 1992 code for a protein of 663 amino acids. NCBI's taxonomy places the organism in Eukaryota, Metazoa, Mollusca, Bivalvia, Pectinida, Pectinidae.
AUGACAGGGAGUAUACAAUGGCGGACGUUCAGCGUUAUGUUAUGGAUCUGUGGUGUGAUAUCUAGUGAUCCGGAAUUCGUGGCCCCCGUGAAUCCGUGCCGGACCCAGGACGUCAUCUGCCCUCUGACCUGUAACCUUAUGAAGAUGUCCGGGUCAACUAACUGCGAAUUUUGUUUCUGCACAAAUCCUAUAGAUUCAGUAGCAUGGCCAGAUACAACAACAAUUACAUCAACGACUGCCUCAACGACGACCACCCUGCCCCCUGGGCACUUUAUUGUAAACAACAUUCAUUACGUGGAACUGAGAAAUCCGUGUAUACUUUCUAAUGCCAUGUGUCCCACGACAUGUAUCAGAAGAAACGUGACACUUUCGUCCGGCAGAACGUGCGAGAGAUGUGAAUGUCCGGAUAUACACUCAAGACCAGAUAGUCCGCAGUCUGCCUUGAUUGGGAGGCGAGAAUGGUCUAAAGCAUCUUUGUUAACAGAAAAAAUUUGGAAGGAAGAUCAAGUGCGCUUGGUUAGACAACAUAUGCAACGACAUCCAGGCCCUGAAAUGAUGCCACAUGCGUUUUGGAACAGACCGUGUAUGCCUUUUUUCACCUGUCCUAUUUUCACCUGUCCACCUGGACAACACAUGCCCGUGACUCCGAGUGGAUGUCGGAUGUGUCAGUGUGUUAUUACACAGGCCUCCAAUGCAGCUGCUGUUACGCCAAUUACGGACCAACCUUCCACUACAUCGGAAACCACGGAACCACCUACAACAAUAGAUCCGGCGAGCUUCCUAGAAAUGUUUUGCUUGCCUAAAGCGGAUUAUUGUCCAUCCGCAUGCCACGUGACCAAUUACAGAGUGGGAUCAUGGGACUGUUACCAUUGUUCUUGUCCUGAAGGUCAAACGUUCAUAGCGCUACAGAAGCCAUGUGACGAAAACUCGUACGUGUGUCCUUCAAAUUGCUCAAUUAGGAACGAGGAAGACUUCUCCGGUCCAACGACAUCAUGUCAGAUAUGCGACUGCAAGAAAUCGUCAUCAGCACCUCAAAGGAGAAGAAAAUUUCUUUUUGGUCCAUCGCAUAACUCUCAUGUUGCCUAUUCCGGACCUGUUCAGGGUGGAAACGUAUUUGACAUGAGUCAGAGCAUCCCUUUUGGAUUUAAUCCUUCCCAAGGCCAUAUAUACGGAACAUCCAGUCAGGGCCCUGUACAUUACCACGUUGAUUUACCGACGACGACGGUAGAGCAGGCACAUACCAUUGCCCCUGUGAUUAACUGUCUGACGGACGCUGACGAUUGCCCAACAGAAAUAUGUAAUCUGAGAACCAUUGGGUUACACUGUCACCUAUGUCAGUGCGGAAGUAUGUAUUUCCGAGACUCCGAUGUUGGAAAAUUUGGAAUUCUUAACACAAGACCUUCCACUGAAAUAACCAAAACAACCUUAGUGUCGAUUCUUUCGACGAUGCAGCCACCCUCUACUACUUCUGCCGAAAAAAUAACAACGGCAGUGCUCUCUUCUGAUCUCUCAACGACACCUGCGCCCUCUGUCGCUGUCUCCUCCACGCAAAUGCCUUUCACUUCCAUUACAACAUCCCCUGUGCCUAGUGUUGUAGAUCCAGUAUCACAGACAAUCACGACGAGUCAAACAUUUUCAGCGACAUCGGAAAUAGCAUAUACGUCUUGCUACUCAUGUAAUGAGACUGACUGUAAAGCAGAUGGAUUGAAGACAUGCGCAGUAGGAAAGAACUACUGUAUGAACACCAUCAUUCAGAAACGCAAUGGUGCUCGGGAGUUCAGUCGAGAAUGUGUUGGCGAGGAAGAAUGCUACGAUAAAUGGUGGAUUCAGAGUAUGAAUAAUCCAGUGUGCCUUGACAUGUAUAAUAAUGAAAAGGGACCUUCAAACCAACCGGUAGUGUGUCAUUUUUGUUGCAAGGGGCCCUCGUGUAAUCAUGCGGCCCGAAUAGAGGAUUAUAAGUUGUAUACCGGAAGUGAUCACGUGAUAGGUUGA